AUGAAGCUGACCACCACUUUGGUUAUUCUGGCUUGUGCCUCUUUAGGUUGGAGCUGGGCUCAGCCGGCAGGUUAUCCCAGUGCACGUCCUCCGCCGGCCACUUACUUGCCUGCAAAGCCCCCAGCUCCUCCUCCUCGUCCACCGCCGCCAAAGAGCUAUGGUCCUCCACCCAAAAAUGGCAAUGGCAAGCCGCCACCUGCUCCGCCCAAGCCCAGCUAUGGACCGCCGCCCAAGAAUGGCAAUGGAAAGCCGCCACCAGCUCCGCCCAAGCCCAGCUAUGGUCCUCCACCCAAGAACGGCAAUGGUAAGCCGCCUCCAAGCAAUGGUUAUCUGCCCCCAGGGAAUGGUAAUGGUAAUGGAGGAUCAUCUGGCGGAGGAGGAGGCGAGGCAGGCGGCGGUGAGGUUAUUCCAAUCAUCAAGCUAGAGUCCAAGGUCAACACCGAUGGCUCCUAUAAGUAUGAAUAUGAAACUGGAAACGGCAUAAAGGCCGAGGAAAUGGGUUACCUGAAAAAUGCCGGAGACAAGGGUUCGGAGGCUCAGACCGCCGAAGGUUCCUUUUCCUACACAAGUCCCGAGGGAGACGAAAUCAUGCUGACCUAUAUAGCAGAUGAGAAUGGUUUUCAGCCGCAGGGCGAUCACCUGCCCACACCGCCACCCAUUCCCAUUGAGAUUCAGGAGGCGCUGGACAAGCUGGCUGCCGAAGGAGGCUGUCAUGGCUGUGAUGACAACGAGACGGGUGGCAAUGAGGAAGAGGGAGGUGGCGGUGGCUAUAACUACCGAAAGUAA
Drosophila kikkawai is the source of this 786-nucleotide messenger RNA. It is a transcript of the gene Cpr65Az, whose product is annotated as Cuticular protein 65Az. Gene Ontology annotation, molecular function: structural constituent of chitin-based larval cuticle. Lineage: Eukaryota; Metazoa; Arthropoda; Insecta; Diptera; Drosophilidae. Gene Ontology annotation, cellular component: chitin-based extracellular matrix. The record is from RefSeq and is a predicted model, not a curated record.